CCUGAGACAACUGAUCGUGAUAAGAUUUGUAGGUCAAGAAGGAGAUUUGGCCCGUGUGUCUGACUGACGUUAAUUACCGGACGUUUCUUGACCAGCUGUGGAGGUCCAGCAUGUCCGUCCUCAGUCUCUGGCCAAACCUCAUGCUACUGGUGGCCUAUGUUAAGGGCAGACACAUGGCAAUGGAAGCGCCCGUCAACAACGACGUGUUGUGCAGAUCCUGUAACGACGCGUCUUCACCCGAGUCCUGUACGGCCUUCGAAAUGUGUGGCCAGGACGAGAUCUGCUUCACCCGAGAGUAUAUAGACGACACGGGCCACCACGCCUACAGGUUGGGCUGUGAGAGCAGGCAGAUCUGUGACAUGUACAAGACUCUACAGACGAUGGUAGGUCGUCGUGCCGCCCACCCCAGGCUAUGUUUCCAGUGCUGUGACACAGUCCAGUGCAACCCUCGUCUCUGUGCAACAAGCUUCAACUUUACCCUGCUCACUCCAAAAACUACAACCCGCCUAACUUCUACUACCCCAACUACUACAACCACGACCUCAACUAGUACGACAACCACCGUCACUACAACUACAACCACUGCAGGUCCGCCGUGUAUUGACCAGGGACAGUACUGUGACUAACACAGUGUUUGACAUUGCAGGUCCGCCGUGUAUUGACCAGGGGUAGUACUGUGACUAACACAGUGUUUGACAUUGCAGGUCCGCCGUGUAUUGACCAGGGACAGUACUGUGACUAACACAG
Molecule: messenger RNA, 747 nt
Organism: Haliotis rufescens (red abalone)
Lineage: Eukaryota; Metazoa; Mollusca; Gastropoda; Lepetellida; Haliotidae
Product: integumentary mucin C.1-like
Exons: 6
Coding region: 111-626 (171 amino acids)
Source: RefSeq, a predicted model, not a curated record